AUUCUCUUUCCCGGGUCGGAGUUGGGCAGAGCCCUAAACCGAUAGAUACGCACAGCUAGAAAGGCCCGCGCCUCCUCCCCACCCAGAUACGCACACCAACAGAUCAAUACAGAAUCCAAAACCAGUCACACAAAGGUGCACAGCAGCACACAAAGAGAACCCGGGGAAGCUAACAGCCGAGAACCAGGCGGCACAGCUCCUCCCCCACCCCGGGAGACUCAGAGCCUCGGCUUAUUCCGGAGCACUCUUCUCCAUCCAAGAACGAGGGACAUCUCAGACCCCACAAAAGGCAGUUCCGAGGAGGCUGAAGCUGGAGGUCGGUUAGAAACAACAAUGAAAACCGACACGUUUUUGAGGCGUUGUGAAGAAAACUCCUCAUCUGAUUCUCGCAACCUUCAGGCUUUGGAGACUCCCCUGACCUGACAAGGAGAAGAGAAGGGAAUGGGGCAUACGAGACCCUGAUCAACCUUUCCCAUCAGGGGCCGCUUUUUCUUGCCUCUCCAUACUCAGCCCUGGCCCUGGGACCCGCGCCCGGUAUUGGACAGACAGCCGCCCCUUGGUUUACCUCCCAGCCACCUAGCAAAGCCCAUUACGCAGGGGAGCAAAGAGGUCCAGGCAGUGGGGGAAGAACGGACUGGCAGCCACGCGAGCCAAUGAGAAUCUCGGCUUGACCCAGGAUAGACCUAUCUACGCAACCUGUCCGCGAGGAGGCGGGGCUCUCCGCUGCAAGUCACCCGCAAUGCUUCUCUGUCUCAGGUGAGGCCCGCAGUAGCGGACCAGGGAGCCAGAUCCCAUCUGAGGGAGUGAACUCGAAACCCUCUCCCCCUCCCAAUGGCUAUGACCUGGACAGCAAAGUGGCACAGGACCCCGGACCCAGGGCUGAACCUCGAGUGGGCCGUGGGGCCAUAGAGAGCCUCGCUACCAUGGACCCCCUGGGCCUGGGGGACCUGUCUUCGGGUUCACUAAGUUCCCUCUCCUCUCGCGGCCACCUGGGCAGCGACACGGGCUCCGCAACGCGAUACCUGCUAAGGAGACAACAGCGGCUGUUGGAGGGGCCCCCCCGGGGAAUCCGAGCCUCCUCACCCAUGGGCAGAGUCAUCCUCAUCAAUUCCCCCAUCGAAGCCAACAGCGAUGAGAGUGACAUCAUCAAUGCAGUGACCGUGGAAAAAAGCCCAGCAGGAAAGCUGGGCUUCAGUGUUCGUGGGGGCUCAGAGCAUGGCCUGGGCAUCUUUGUCAGCAAAGUGGAGGAAGGGAGCAGUGCCGAGAGAGCUGGGCUUCGAGUGGGAGACAAAAUCACCGAGGUGAAUGGGCUCAGCCUGGAGAGUACCACCAUGAGCAGCGCCGUGAAGGUGCUGACCGGGAGCAGCCGCUUGAGCAUGAUGGUGCGGCGGAUGGGCCGGGUGCCUGGGAUCAAGUUCUCCAAGGAGAAGACCACGUGGGUGGAUGUGGUCAAUCGAAGGCUGGUGGUGGAGAAAUGCAGUUCGACCCCCUCAGACUGCAGCUCCGACGACGGUGUGAGACGCAUCGUCCACCUGUACACGACCUCUGAUGACUUCUGCCUUGGCUUCAACAUCCGAGGGGGCAGAGAGUUUGGUCUGGGAAUCUAUGUCUCCAAAGUGGACCACGGAGGACUGGCCGAGGAGAAUGGCAUCAAAGUGGGGGACCAAGUCCUGGCAGCCAAUGGAGUGAAGUUUGACCACAUCAGUCACAGCCAGGCUGUGGAGGUGCUGAAGGGCCAGACGCACAUCAUGCUGACCAUUAAGGAGACAGGAAGAUAUCCAGCCUACAAGGAGAUGGUGUCCGAAUACUGCUGGCUGGACCAAUUGAACAAUGGGCCCCUGCAGCAGCUGUCACAGACAUCGGAGAGUAGUUCAACUGUCUCCUCCUACUCCUCCAGCAUUCCUUACAGUUCUGGCUCUGGCUCCAGCUGCCUCCCCUUGGACAUGGUGGAUGUGGGCCUAUCCACAGAGGAGCUAGUGGGGCCAGGGGCCAGGGGCUGGGGCCGGGCGGACACGGCCAUACAGACCGAGCCAGAGGUCAGCGGGGUGGUGGAGACAUGGUGCAGUGUCCGGCCUACGGUCAUCCUCAGAGACACAGCCAUCCGAUCAGAUGGGCCCCUCCUUGCCCGAAGGUCCUGCUCUCGCCUUGACACCGCACUGUCCGAGUCGCCCAAAACAGCCCUCCUACUGGCUCUCAGCAGGCCUCGUCCACCUAUCACUCGCUCUCAGAGCUACCUGACCCUAUGGGAGGAGAAGAAACGACGGAAGAAAUCGGGGUCAGGGUCGACCCCAGAGAAGGGUACCCUACAGCGCUCCAAGACACUGAUGAACCUCUUCUUCAAGGGGGGAAAGACUGGGAGGUCAGGAGGAGAUGGCAAGAAUGAGGCCGCAGGGCUGGAGAGCGAGAGUAUGGGCAGGUUCCGUCCACAUCUGGAAGGGGAGAAAGGGGGAUCAGGACCUGUGCAGAAGUUUGUCACCUGGAAACUGAGAAGGGACAGAGAGAGGGCUCAGACAAUGCUCUUCCCUGGAUCAGAGGGACACUCCAGCAAACUGCGCAAUGGAGAGGACCGGGUCCAGGCUUGGGAGAGCCGUCUCCCCCUCAUCCAGGACCUGGCCCGGCGCCUGCUCACUGAUGACGAAGUCCUGGCUGUCACCCGGCAUUGCACCAGGUAUGUCCACGAGGGUGGGGUGGAGGACCUGGUGCGGCCGCUGCUGGCCAUCCUGGACCGGCCCCAGAAACUGCUGUUACUUCGAGACAUCAGGAGUGCCGUGACCCCUGCAGACCUCAGCAAAUUUGACAGCCUCGUGAUGCCCAAAGAGCUAGAAGCAUAUGAAGCCCUCAAAAGCCGGGCAGUGAGGCCCCCAGCUCUGCGACCCACUCGGCAGGACACGCCGCCCAAGCGCCACCUCAUCACACCUGUGCCUGACAGCCGGGGAGGCUUCUAUCUGCUCCCCGUGAAUGGCUUCGCUGAGGACGAGGAGGAGGCGGAGGCGGCCGCGGCUAGCGCGCUGGGCGACCGGCUGGCGGGGAUGAAGGUCUCGCAGCCGGCGGACCCCCAGAGUCCAGCCCCAGCUCUGGCUGCCUCCCUUCGCUGCUCUCACAAGCCCUUCCCUCCACUGCGGGACGUGCCAGUGGACGCUUUCUCUUGCCCCGGCCGCCGCAGCGCAUCUCCCCCGCCACCGCCGCCCCGACCACCACCAGUAGCCCCGCGACCUCCGCGGCCCAAUUGGCUGCUGAGCGAGCCCCCCGGGCGGGCGCGAGAGGACGCCCGGCACAGCCGGAGCCGGGGGCGCAGCCGCAGCCGUAGCCGCAGCCGCGGGAAGUCUCCGGGCCGCCGGCGCUCCCCGUCCCCGGCCCACGGGAACGGGCGCUGCGGCAAGCCCCGCCGCUCCCGACCGCCCCUCCCCAAGGCCCUCCCGGGCCCCAGUGCGCUGAAGAUCGCCGCGGACCCUGAGCAGCCUAGAGGGACCCAGGAGCGAGGGAGGCCUCCGGACCGCGAUGGAGAGGGGGAGCUCAGGACCGUCACUCUCUCCAAGUUCAGACAAUCCCUAGGUAUUAGCAUUUCCGGGGGCAUAGAGUCCAAGGUGCAACCCAUGGUGAAGAUUGAGAAGAUUUUUCCCGGAGGGGCGGCCUUCCUCAGUGGGGCUCUGCAGGCUGGCUUUGAGCUUGUCUCUGUGGAUGGGGAGAGCCUUCAGCAGGUGACUCACCAGCGAGCUGUGGACACCAUCCGCAGGGCCUAUCGCAACAAGGCCCGGGAACCUAUGGAGAUAGUGGUCAGGGUCCCCCAGGCACCAGCCACCACCUCCUAGCCCCUGGCCACCCUGCUUCUGUGGCCUCCUUCCCCCACUAACAGAUGGAGGUCCCCUGGGGUUGCCCCAAAGUCCCCAGCUGACUACAAGCACUUUCCUUGAGAGCCUCAGAGAGGGCAGGAGAGUGGCCAGCAAGAAAGUGGGCAACAGUGCUAGGAGUAGCCUUCUCUCCUCCCAUUCCUUCUUGGGCUAUGUCUUGGGCUGGACAUCUGAGGAGGCUGAGAGGCUCUCCAGGGUCAGACCUUCCACUCAAGCCUCUUCAGGGGAGAGGCAGAACUGCCCUGGGACUCCAGGCCCUGCUGUAAAAGGAUUUCUGGGCCUUUUCCUAGUGGACUUCUACCAGGCCUCCCCAAAGCAGGGUGGGAGUGAGCAGGAGUGUGUAUGUGGGCAAAGGACAGAUUCCCCCCCCCCCCCCCACACACACACUUUCAGUGUACUCAUUUUUCUUAAAAACAAAAAAAAUUUAAAUUUUUUUUCUUUGGGUUUGUACAAGAAAUUUACACAUGUGAAAAAUAUACAAUUUAAAAGAUGCCAUAAACUUGGGAAGGAGGGUGGGGUGACGUUAGAGACUGGAAUAGUAACAAACACAAAUAAACAAGAUGUCUCUGA
Molecule: messenger RNA, 4418 nt
Organism: Monodelphis domestica (gray short-tailed opossum)
Lineage: Eukaryota; Metazoa; Chordata; Mammalia; Didelphimorphia; Didelphidae
Gene: PDZD7
Product: PDZ domain containing 7
Biological process (GO): sensory perception of sound; auditory receptor cell stereocilium organization
Cellular component (GO): plasma membrane; stereocilium tip; cilium
Molecular function (GO): protein binding
Source: RefSeq, a predicted model, not a curated record